AAAUUUUCACCAGUUUCUAGAUGGACAAGGGCUCGAAUUGAAAAAGAAAGAGCCAAAGGACUUCAAAAAGGAAUUAAAGCUCGGCAGUUCCCUGUCUGGGUAUAAAGCGCGUUGUUCCCGCCCACGGCCCCAAAAAGAUGAGCGAUGGCCUCAACAGAAGUAGACGACCCCGAGUCGUUGAAAGCCUUGGCAGUCUUUCUGCUUCGCCACCACUCCAGUGACCUCCGCUCCAUUAUCCUCGCCCGCGAUUCUCUCCUUCAUUACCCUCUCCAUAUCCAAUUUGCAGAACUUAUGAAUGAUGAUCCUCCACGCGCUCACCUUCUCUUCUCCCAACCUCUACAAUACCUCCGACUAUUCGACUCCGCAGCAUUCCUGGCUCAGAGAGCCAUAUUGGAAGAAUUUGGUUGGGUGAAUGCUAGUGUAAAGGAAUCUGUGCAUGUUCGGAUUAAUAUCUCCGGUUCUCCCCUUGAAUUCCCUGAGACUUUUCCCAGCAUUGGAAGAGUGAGAGUGAAGCAUCAUGGAAUUCUUCUUACCCUGAAGGGGACAGUAAUUCGAUCUGGAGGGAUCAAGAUGAUUGAAGGGGAGAGGAAAUAUGAGUGCCGGAAAUGCAAGCACAUCUUCAAAGUUUAUCCUGAGCUGGAAACUAGAAAUGCCAUACUACUCCCAUCAUCUUGCCCCUCCCAGAAGUGUGCUGGAACAAACUUUCAGCUUGUAGAGGACAGUAUAAUACGCCAUGAUUAUCAGGAAAUUAAGAUCCAAGAAAGCGUGCAGGUUUUGGGUGUUGGGGCUAUUCCUCGUUCAAUUCCUGUCAUUCUGCAGGAUGAUCUUGUUGACAUUGUUAAAGCAGGAGAUGACAUAAUUGUUACUGGGAUUUUGACUGCAAAAUGGUCUUCAGAUUUGAAAGAUGUGCGCUGUGACCUUGAUCCAGUAUUAAUUGCUAAUCAUGUGAGGAGAACUAAUGAGCUUAGAUCAGACAUGGAUAUCCCUGAUGAGGUCAUUAUGAAAUUCAAGCAGUUCUGGUCAGACUUCAAAGAUACCCCAUUAAAAGGGAGAAAUGCCAUUCUUAGGGGUAUUUGCCCACAAGUUUUUGGACUCUUCACUGUGAAACUUGCAGUUGCAUUAACACUUAUCGGAGGUGUGCAACAUGUUGAUGCUUCUGGGACUAAGGUUCGAGGAGAGUCUCAUUUGCUUCUAGUUGGUGAUCCUGGUACUGGAAAAUCUCAGUUCUUGAAGUUUGCUGCCAAGUUGAGCAACAGAUCUGUUAUUACUACUGGGUUUGGAAGCACUAGUGCUGGAUUGACUGUUACUGCAGUCAGGGAUGGAGGGGAAUGGAUGUUGGAAGCUGGGGCACUUGUUUUGGCAGAUGGUGGGCUUUGUUGUAUAGACGAAUUCAAUAGUAUGAGGGAACAUGAUAGGGCAACCAUACAUGAAGCAAUGGAGCAACAGACUAUAAGUAUUGCCAAGGCUGGUCUUGUGACAACUCUUAAUACCAGGACAAUUGUCUUUGGUGCAACAAAUCCUAAAGGACAUUAUGAUCCUGGUCAAUCUCUCUCUGUCAAUACAACACUGUCUGGACCCUUAUUGAGCAGAUUUGAUAUAGUUCUUGUCCUCUUGGAUACAAAGAACCCAGAAUGGGAUGCAGUUGUUUCUUCUCACAUUCUUGCUGAGCCUGAAGAAUCAGAGAAUGGCAAGCGUGAUGAAAAUCUAGCCAAUAUCUGGCCGCUUCCCUUACUUAGGAGGUACAUUCACUUUGUAAAAGGAUACUUCAAACCGGUUCUGACAAAGGAAGCUGAGAAAGUAAUUUCAAGUUAUUAUCAACUCCAAAGAAGAUCAGCAACACAUAAUGCAGCAAGAACAACCGUGCGCAUGCUAGAAAGCUUGAUACGGUUAGCCCAAGCACAUGCAAGACUGAUGUUCAGAAAUGAGGUCACCAGACUAGAUGCCAUCACAGCCAUUCUCUGCAUUGAAUCAUCCAUGACCACCUCGGCCAUUGUGGACAGUGUCGGGAAUGCCCUGCACUCCAAUUUCACUGAGAAUCCUGAUCAGGAAUAUGCCAAGCAAGAGAGGUUGAUCCUGGAGAAGCUGAGUUCUAUAGAUGAAUUUCCCGACAUAAUCAGCAUACAUGGAUCAAUAACCGGAUGAGAAUGGAGGUCGAACAAGCUGUGGCUCAUGAGCAGGUGGGUGUUUAAUUUUUAUGCCCUCACCAACCUCACAGUAAAAUCCAAGUUGAAUACAUUACAUCAUAAGCUGCUUCUUAGUCUGGCUUUGUAGAAUUCCAUCGUAGAAUGCUUGUUCAAACUCCCAAGUUGUUUUUCUUUGUGUUGGUGUCUUUGUUAAAUGUCACUCCAUAUGGAGGGUUCGUUUGUAAUUUACUUUUGGCUACUGUUUAGUAAAAGUAAAUGAAAAAUGAUUUCAAGUAA
Molecule: messenger RNA, 2420 nt
Organism: Vitis vinifera (wine grape)
Lineage: Eukaryota; Viridiplantae; Streptophyta; Magnoliopsida; Vitales; Vitaceae
Product: probable DNA helicase MCM9
Exons: 20
Coding region: 145-2142 (665 amino acids)
Biological process (GO): double-strand break repair via homologous recombination
Cellular component (GO): nucleus; MCM complex
Molecular function (GO): single-stranded DNA helicase activity; ATP hydrolysis activity; single-stranded DNA binding
Source: RefSeq, a predicted model, not a curated record